CGUUCGUGUGCCGCUUGCGCGAAAGCCAAGGUCCGUUGUAGUGGGCAGAAGCCGGCUUGUAGCAGAUGUGUCUCCAGAAGCCAUGACUGCCACUAUGCCACGGCCAAGAUGAACCCGACCAUGGAAAGAAGGAUUGGUCUCGAGAGCUCAGCCAGCACGGAGAUGACACGCGAAGAUACC
This is a messenger RNA of Zymoseptoria tritici IPO323, 180 nucleotides long. RefSeq lists its product as uncharacterized. Gene Ontology annotation, molecular function: DNA-binding transcription factor activity, RNA polymerase II-specific; zinc ion binding. The annotation marks the transcript as partial. The transcript has a single exon. Gene Ontology annotation, biological process: regulation of DNA-templated transcription. The record is from RefSeq and is a predicted model, not a curated record. NCBI's taxonomy places the organism in Eukaryota, Fungi, Ascomycota, Dothideomycetes, Mycosphaerellales, Mycosphaerellaceae.